Molecule: messenger RNA, 5963 nt
Organism: Ailuropoda melanoleuca (giant panda)
Lineage: Eukaryota; Metazoa; Chordata; Mammalia; Carnivora; Ursidae
Gene: LIMD1
Product: LIM domain containing 1
Exons: 8
Coding region: 533-2551 (672 amino acids)
Biological process (GO): response to hypoxia; regulation of DNA-templated transcription; negative regulation of hippo signaling
Cellular component (GO): adherens junction; P-body; nucleus
Molecular function (GO): transcription corepressor activity
Source: RefSeq, a predicted model, not a curated record
CCCGUGCGCCCUUUCCGCCCCUCUCCGCGUCGGCCCCGGAGCCGCGAGCAGCCGGCGCCCGGGACGUGCCUGCGCCUCCGGCCGCUGCGCCUCUGCUGCGGCCGCUCCGGCGGCCUCCGCCUUCUCCGCCGAGCCGGCUGCACCCCGGCCCCGUCCAGCGGCUGCUCUCGGCGUCGUCGGUUUCCGAGUUUGAUUGCUUACGGAGAUUUGUUUUUUCCAUUUCUUUUUCCUUUUACGAUUUGAAAAAGAGGAAAGAACGCGCAGCAGGCUGGGACGGUGAAGCGCCACCAGCUGCCCCCACGUGGACACCUCCGAGGGGAAAGGGAAUUGGAAGCAAACUUGGUCCAGCUGGCCUUGAGGCCUCAACUUCUGCCGGACCCUGAGGCCCGGGGUCAUGACUCUCACGCCACGCAGGUGGAAGGCUUUACCUGUCCUGGGCUGGACUUGAGCCCCUGCCCGUCUUCAGCAACCAACAACCCCCCCACACCCCCACCCCGGACUCCUGCGCUAGGCUCUGCCACCCGUUUGCGACAUGGAUAAGUACGGCGACCUGGGCCUGGAGGCCAGUAAAUUCAUUGAGGACCUGAACAUGUACGAGGCCUCCAAGGAUGGACUGUUCCGAGUGGACAAGGGGGCAGGCAACAACCCCGAGUUUGAGGAAACACGCCGGGUGUUUGCCACCAAAAUGGCCAAAAUCCACCUCCAGCAGCAGCAGCAGCUCUUGCAGGAGGAGACCCUGGCCAGGGGGGGCCGAGGCCCGGUCAAUGGUGGGGCUCCCCCGGGCCCACAGGCCCGCCGGGAAGCUGGCGUGGGCAGCAAGCUGACCAUGGAUGGUGCUGCCAAGCCCCCUCUCGCUGCCUCGACAGUGGGUCCUGGGACGGCCACCUCCAUCGCCCCCGGGCAGCCCUUGUACCCACCCCAGGAGCAGAGGGCCAGGCCGUAUGCCCGCAGCGCAAGCCAUGGCAGCCAGGACUGUGGCUCCAAGGAGAGCCUGGCAAGCUGGGAGAUGUCUGCCUUCCGCCAGCUGGGCCCCUGCGAGGAUCCUUCCUGCCUCACCCACGGAGACUAUUAUGACAACCUCUCCUUGGCAAGUCCAAAGUGGGCCGAUGAACCAGGAGUGUUCCCCGGCAUCAGGCCGGGUGCAGGGAGUGGGUGGCCUGGCACCGCAGGGACUGACGCGCCACUGCCCAGGCCCUCCCGGGACCAUCCCCUGUACCAGCCUCAGCUCUCCCCGAGCUCUAGCAAGUCAUUUGAGAGCAGCCAGGAUGGUGGUGUUGGUGGGCGCGGUGAUGAGAAGCCAGCUGGGCUUUGGACAACUGCCUCCUCCCAGCGGGUGAGCCCUGGCCUUUCUUCCCUAGGCCCGGAGAACGGGGCCCUCUUGGGGCGCAUUCAGCCCAGGACCCCCUCUUUCUUAGCACCCUUGGCCCAGAGCUGCCCCAGCCAAGGAGCUCUUCCAAGAACAAACUCGGGGGUGGGGAGUGAGGUUUCAGGCACGAUGCCCAAACCCAUGGCGGACCCUCAAGCCUGGUUCCAAGAUGGACCCAAACCGUACCUUUCUAGCCCUGCUUCAUCAUCCUCACCAGCCAGCACGGACAGUUUGCAGGCGGGUGCAGCCCCUGGCCUGGGUCCCAAGCCCGUCUGCACAGACCCUGGCAUUGGUCCCAAGCUCGGCCCCACCAGCCCCAUCCACCCAGCGAUGUCCACCCCGCCUGAGUCCUCUUGUAAAGAAGGGCCCCCCGGCUGGUCGUUGGAUGGCAGCCUGGCGCCUGGGCUUCCGGAGAGCCCCAGCCCCCCCAGGGUGAGGCUGCCCUGCCAGACCCUCAUCCCAGGCCCUGAGCUUGGGCCCUCAGCCGCCGAAUUGAAGUUAGAAGCCCUCACCCAACGUCUGGAGCGUGAAAUGGAUGCGCACCCGAAGGCUGAUUACUUUGGAGCCUGCGUGAAGUGCAGCAAAGGCGUGUUUGGGGCCGGCCAGGCCUGCCAGGCCAUGGGGAACCUCUACCACGACGCGUGCUUCACCUGCGCGGCCUGCAGCCGGAAGCUGAGAGGAAAAGCCUUUUAUUUUGUCAACGGCAAAGUGUUUUGCGAGGAAGACUUCUUGUACUCUGGGUUCCAGCAAUCUGCUGACAGGUGUUUUCUUUGUGGACAUCUGAUCAUGGACAUGAUCCUGCAGGCGCUCGGGAAGUCCUACCACCCCGGCUGCUUCCGCUGUGUCAUCUGUAACGAGUGUUUGGACGGGGUGCCCUUCACCGUGGACUCCGAGAACAAGAUCUACUGCGUCCGAGAUUACCACAAGGUGCUGGCCCCCAAAUGUGCAGCCUGUGGGCUUCCCAUCCUUCCACCUGAGGGCUCCGAUGAGACCAUCCGUGUUGUGUCCAUGGACAGAGACUACCACGUAGAGUGCUACCACUGCGAGGACUGCGGUCUGGAGCUCAAUGACGAAGACGGUCACCGCUGCUACCCCUUGGAGGACCACCUGUUCUGUCACUCCUGCCACGUCAAGAGACUGGAGCAAAGCCCCUCGUCCGCCGCUCUUCACCAGCACCGCUUCUAGCCGGAGCCUCACCCCCCGUGGGAGAUGAGAAGCCAGGGUAGCAGACGAGACAUCUGCCUGUUACUUCCCGUGGCCCCCGGGGUGGGGGGGGAGUCGGGCUGGGGGGAGAGGGGUUAGGCAGGCAAGUUUCUGCCUGUACGCCUGGGGUGCCUUUCCUUGAACCGGGGAGCUGAGCCCUACCUGUCUGGCAUGUGUAUUUUCCAAGUGCCUUUCUGCACUGCCGCGCCCUCGUCACAUUACUCAGGAAGACACUCCAGCCGUGCGUGGCAUGUGACAGGAUCGUAUCCGUGCAACCGAAGGCACCCUCCAGCCCCUCUGGGAGCAGUUCAGGCUGCAGAGGGAAAGGGUUACACGGAGCGUGUGUCACAAUAUCCUCUGAAGAGAGACCUCGCUGCCUAUACAUUCAGCCCUUUCAUGUCCCCUGGGGACAAACCCACACCCAGACACUACUGCACCACACACAUACACGUACACAACGUGAUCUGAGACUGCGCCCAGACGUGCACGCGCGCACACACACACACACACACACACAGCGUUAUUUAAGACUUCCUUCCAGCCCAGAGACUCAGUUCUUCCGUCGAAGGGCUGCACGUUUUCAUUGCAUUAUGGCAAGAGGGAAGCUGUCGCGUGUGCUCUGUAUUGUAGGAAGAAUUUCAUUGCUAAACCAGAGCCAAGUUUUGAAAUGAGUGAGCCAGGCGGGCUUCCCUCCUGGUACGCUGGCCGCGCUUUAUGUGCUUCUGCAAAUCUUCAUUCCCUUCAGGGCAGCGGGGAGCCCAACGGAGAUUUGCCCCAUUCUAGCAAAGUGUGCAUUGGGACAAGGGCUUGGUGCAGGCACCUGGCCCCCUUUGCCCACCUGUUUGCACUGUUUCUCUCUGGAGCUCUCGAGAGUCUGUGACUCCGGAGUCGCUCCCAAAAAGGCAAGUCUCAGGAUCGCACGUGGGGACAUCUCUGGGCCUGUUUUCGCUUCUCUAACCACGGGGCGCGGGCCGCCCUGCCCACCUGCUGAGAGCUCCCUUUCUCCACGGGGAGAGUUGGUGUGUGUGCAAGACCUCUAAGCAGCACGGGAGGGGGUGGCCCAGGACUGAUGACUGUGUUCACCGAGCACGUCCCUCCCUCACCUAGUUCUUGGCACGGGCGUGACGUGUGACGAGACCCGUAUAAGGUACCCUGCUCUUGUCUGGUUUUUCUUCUUGUUUCUGAUCGUCUCCCCCCACUCUCAGUCUCCCACACACACAGAAUACCUCACAGAUAAGAGCUUCACCAGACCGCAGAUAAGGAGGCAUUCGGCCCUCGCCCUGACCUCACAUGCCUCGUGGUGUGUGCGGAGUCUCGGCCGCCUUGCGGGCCAAAUGCCCGCGGCUCGGGGCAUUGUCAUCUUAACUAAAGGUCGGCUGGCAGUGGGUCGGCUCGAACAUGGGUGUUACUGUCCUGAUGCCGUUCAUCAGGCCGGUUCCCCUGGGGGGGCGGGGGGUGGGGUGGGGGGAGGGCCACGCACUGGCAAGGGUUCAAGGCCACCCGUGCACUCAGGAAGCCCUGCGUGUGACACACUCCUGAGACCAGGAGAGACCACACUCCGUAUCCCUGCUAGUUCAAUGAAAAGAUGGUGUUAAAAAAAAUUAAAAAGCAGGCUGGCUGGCAUUUGCCCUCUCAGCCCAUGGGGUGGCCCGCGGGAGGGCAGGGGCCGGCUCACUGCCGCCAGCCGGUCUGGGAGUAUCACGCUGGGGUCUGCCCUCCGCCUCCUCACCUCACCCCCAGGGCAGCAGGGGCCACGGAGGGCGGCGGCGGAGCCCAAGGCAUGUGGGACUCACAGACUUUUCAGGGGGCUUCAUUUGGUAGCAGCUGCCCUAAGACACUCCUGUUUUUGUUACAUUCAUUCUGUUAGACAGCCAGAUGUCGCUUCAGCCCAGGCUGUGGGCUUCCAUCGAUUCCAUGUGGCCCGGGCCGAGCCUCCAGACGCCUGUGGAUGCAUGGGGCCGGGGGAGUGAACCCUGGGGCUGAACCCCUCUCUUCCCAGAUUCCCCAGCUCGGCUCUGGCAAGGCUGGGGGGCACACGAAGCCAGCUGAUACGUCUUAACUUGGCCUUGCCAACCUAGGAGCGUUUCUGUCCUUGCUGACACGCCUUUGCUCCACUUGCAAGUCCAGCAAAAGUGCAGAAAAUUGCCUGAGAGCAACUGUCAGAAGCAGGGAUUUGUUUGCAAAUUGGGUGACUAAUUAGUUGAAAAAAAAAUCUGUGAUUAAUGUUUUAAAUGAUAUGUUUUAAGUGGCCUUGAUGGAGGUGAUUCAGAUAUCUGCAAAUAUGGUGUUUUCUACUAUUGAGGAAAGAACAAUAAGAGACUUUCCAGAAGCCCGAGAAAUCGGAGCAGCAAGUUGCAGAAAUCUUGCGCCCGCUCUGUUUCUCAGGUUCUGGCACUAAAGCCACGAGGAGAUGUUCACCUGCGUGGUAUCGUAGACAUUCUGUAAGCUGUUAGCCAAACAGAAUUGUCACAGGAUUGUAUUUAUAGGCACCUAGAAAGGAGGCACAAGGACCCAGUAGAGGAGGAAUUUGUUUAUUUUAAAAGGUAGAGCAGAGAGCCCUUCCUGAGUUCCCUAGAUAGCUCUUGGACUUUAGAUACACAAGAAAUAAGGUCUUAUGACAGACCCCCCAAGGCCAGCCUCCAGCCUUCUCCCCGGCCGCAUUUGGGCCAUAGUUUUUUUCUCCGCUUCCCCUCCCCCGCCCCAGCGAGGGCCAUUCAGAAGCUGCCAGGGGGGUCUGAGGAGAGCCAACGACCUGGUUUGGAGUGCUCUUCUCUCUGAUGUUCUCCCACCGGCUGCUGGGGGAAGAGUACGUGUUCACUUCUCACCAUGGGAAGGCAUUACGUUCUGUCUGGGUCAUUGCCCAUACAUGGCAGCAGGACUUCCCACUUCUCCAUGGUCAGUGCUCGAGUGAGAACCUCUUUCGGCCCAGUCCACUGAGGUGGGGCUGCCAACCACGUGUGUGGGUCUUGACCGCACACCAGCCUUGUUGCAGGACGCACUUGUUCCAACGCUGUCUGCCAGGAAACCCAAGUUCUUCGUAGUCUCCUCCGUGUCAGGAAUCAGUUCUCAUUUCCAGGUUAUUUGAAGUCAGUCUUAAAAGGAAUAAAAUACAAUGAGUAGAAUACAUUAUCUAUCGUUCUGAGCUGGAACUGGACAGAUGUGGGAAAUUUGCAUAUAGUAUGUGAAAAUUUCACCGUGCAGGGAAAUUAUUUUCCUCUGUAUCUCUUCUUUUCCUAUAAAAAUUAUUCAGAAUUGUACUGUUACUGUAAAAUUUUUCCAAAUAUUGUUACUACAAAAUUAUUCAGAAUUGUACUGUUGCUAUAAAAUUAUUCAGAAUAUUAUUGCCAAUAAACUGCAUCGAUUUGUAGACGAUUAAAGUGCUCUCCCAACACGA